UUAUCGAACAAUGGCGACGACACUUGGACGCGUUAUUAUAUAUGGUGGCAAAGGUGCUUUAGGUUCCACUUGUGUUUCAAAAUUUAAAUCAGAAAAUUGGUGGGUUGGUUGCAUUGAUAUGAAACCAAAUGAACAAGCUGAUGCAAAUGUAAUUGUAAAAUCAGAGAACAACUGGGUCGAACAAGAAACUAAUAUUUUACAACAAAUUACAUGCAUUUUAAAUGGAGAUAAAGUGGAUGCAGUAAUUUGUGUGGCCGGUGGAUGGGCUGGUGGAAAUGCAGCCCACAAAGAUUUUAUUAAAAAUAGCGAACUGAUGUGGAAGCAGAGUGUAUGGAGUUCGACCAUUGCUGGUAGCAUCGCUGCGCGUCAUUUAAAAGAGGGUGGAUUUUUAUCAUUAACUGGUGCCAAGGCAGCAUUAGCAGAUACACCGGGCAUGAUUGGUUAUGGAAUGGCCAAAGCUGCAGUUCAUCAACUUACCAAAUCUUUGGCGGUCAAAGAAAGUGGUUUACCGAAAGAUUCUUUGGUCAGUGCUAUUUUACCUGUUACUUUAGAUACGCCUAUGAAUAGAAAAUGGAUGCCUAAAGCCGAUACAUCUACCUGGACUCAGCUUGAAUUUGUAGCAGACCUCUUCUGGAAAUGGUCACAAGGUAAAGAUCGUCCUGUUACCGGCAGCCUUGUGCAACUCAUUACCAAAGAUAACAAAACAGAAUUAAUCGUUGCUUAAAGAGAGGAAACUGCAUUUUUGGAAACAAGAAUUUGUGGAUGCAUUCAUGACAAUAUACAUACCUGUUGUAAAUGUUGUUUUCUACUAAUUAAAUCUUAUAUCUUGGAUAUGUUUAUGUUUCACGUUCUAUGUAUUUAAAAAAUAUUUAAUAUUGUAAUUUAUAUAAAAAUCCAGUUUUGUCUGCGUCUUCCAAUAUUUACAAUAAUACUCUAUAUACAUUUCAGUAUGACAAACCUGUAACAAUGAAAGUAUGUAA
This is a messenger RNA of Colletes gigas, 980 nucleotides long. RefSeq names its product dihydropteridine reductase (gene Dhpr). The record is from RefSeq and is a predicted model, not a curated record. Gene Ontology annotation, molecular function: NADPH binding; 6,7-dihydropteridine reductase activity; NADH binding. Gene Ontology annotation, cellular component: cytoplasm. Gene Ontology annotation, biological process: tetrahydrobiopterin biosynthetic process; L-phenylalanine catabolic process. The coding region runs from base 11 to 724 and encodes 237 amino acids. NCBI's taxonomy places the organism in Eukaryota, Metazoa, Arthropoda, Insecta, Hymenoptera, Colletidae. The transcript has 5 exons.